AUGAUUAUGUCAUAUCCGCCAGGCGGUCUCCCGUUCCUCCUACUCUUGGCCGCCUUCGUCCCAACAAAACAGGAUUUCUCCAAGCUACACCUACUCUCGAGCAUUAACCAGGAACCGUAUGCAAACCUUCAUCGUGGAUAUCCCAAGGACACUAUUGGAAAAUUAUUUCAUUCCUUUUCGAUUUCCGAGAUAGAGGCUGGAAAAUGGUCUCUAUCGUACGACUGCGGUAUGAACAAGGACUCCUGGGAUUAUGGGUCGGGCGCCUGCAGGCGGGCAUACUUGUCGUCAGUUGGCAUUUAUGUCACGUAUGAGUACUAUCCCAGAGACAUUUACCGUCGAAAUGAAAACGACGCCUUUUCGCGCUAUGGGAGGAGACAGCUACGCAGGCCGCAUCUUCGACUGGGCAAGUACAACAGCGAAGACCUAAAAGUGACCUCAUCUUUGCGCUAUGGCGAGCGGGCUGCCUUUCGGCUACCUGGAAUUUUGACUAGUGAGCGGGUCCGAAGAAUACACGAUAUCAUGCGUAAAUGCAGCGAGAGGAUCGGCCGUAGAAAACAUCCCGGUGGAUUUUUGGAAAUCGGCUGUGGAUUCGGCGACUUCCUUGGCAUUAUGUUUCUCGAGGGCGUACUCACCAUCGAGCAUGUUGUGGCCCCCGAUUACAGUCUCGAAGCCCUUUCUGGUAAGUCAUGCCUUAAAAGUCAUCUCCAUUGACCCCAUUUUCACGGACCAUAAUAUUCUGUAUCCCAGAGACUUGAAGUGUUGUAGGUAGCUUAUGUUUAUUUGCAAUCCGACGACAAAGGAUGAGGUUUAUGCUUAACAUAUGAAGGACGAGAGUGAUGGUGUGGUAACAGCAGUAGUAGAGCCGCCAACACUCUAGCACCCUCUACUAUAUAUAAAGGUGUCCGAAGCGAUGGAACGUAUCGCUUAGCGCAAAUGACAGGGUUCUCAUAAAUUAACCCCACGUAAGAAGAGCGACGAAGAAAACCGAUAUGUGAGUAACAUCAAACGGUGGAGCAUGAAAGCGAUGCGAGAAUUGACAGUCAGUGUUAUUCCCGUCUCGGUAAAACUAGCCAUAUUGUAAAGGGUGCAUGAAGAGAUUGUCAAAGGUUAGCUAGUCUGAUACCUCGUCAUAGAUUUACGCGAAGAAUCCGGCAGUGAACGCGAGAAGAAAGAGAGAUUGGAGUCGACCCUGGGUACUUCAUCCCCACGGCACUUCAAGGCACGCCCCCUGAUAGCAAAUAGGACGUGACUUGGAAGGAAGCCAACUGACCAUACAACCCAGGCCUUACAGGUGAUCCUAUGUGUUUGUGUUUGUGCGUGGGGAGACGACUGGAUGAACUGGAUGGAAAUGAGGCUUAAUGGCUCCUUCUUAAUGCGCCUUUAUGACACUCGCAUGCGCGCGAGAUCCGAGCCGCCCUUCCGCCUUGUGCGAAAUCUUGACGUGUUGUGUGUAGCACGCUCAGACCGGAUCUCUAACUCUAGUAGAUGGGUGCUCGCUGAUCUUAUUACAGAAAUCACUGGUUCAGUUGUGCCUUACGGGCUCUCUGUCGGUUCAAACCAGCAGCCGCACAGCGGCGUGUAAUAUAGGGACAAUAGCAUUACCGACAAUGACAAUGGAGACGAGAAUAGCCAUUUCUGACUUAUAAACCGUCGUCAGCCAGCCAUACGCAACUCCGAAGUUUGCGGAACCUGGGGCUUAGUUCUGCGACCUGUUUUUUAGAAGUUUAACGUCCUAACCAGGUGCUCCGCACCUCGGGGCUGGAUAUCGCUGCUUGACGACGGCUAAUAAGCCAGAAAUGGCCAUUCCAGUCUCCCUUUGUCAGUAAUGUUAUUCCCCCUAUAUCUGUUAACCACUGCACCCAAUCCUCGCAUCAGUUGACCAGCCACCCCGAACCGUGGGCUGGUGACUAGGAGGGGGAAGAGACAAUAAUGUCGACUCCGAGGACUUUAUCCUCAUAGCUCUCAGCACAUAUCCCUCAAGACAAAAUAUCUGAUGCUUUUUAAGUUAUUGCGGUGCGCUAGAAGCUGUGGCUUGAAAGACUGCCAACUGACUAAACAACUCAGUCUCUCUUUCAGGAUGGAGAGUCAGGAUGCAAUGCCCCCCGCUCCUUUAUUUAACCUCCUUCACACUCCCACUUCUCACAGCAGUUUAAGACUACAGCCACUACUCCUUGGACAUCGUCCGUAAAAACGGUCGGAGUUUAAGUAGCGAUGAUCUGCUGAGUACUCGCCGAUGGUAUCUAGGCUAUAACUGCUGCCGUUUGCUUUUACGCAGUUUCUGUCCCUCAGCCAAAGUGUGUGUGUGUUAUUGUAGCUACUUUUGCUAAUUCUAUCUCCGGUCCCCAGUGCUUCGUUACGUAUAACGUGAUUGCAAGGAAACAGAGGGGCCAGUUGGUCAUAAAUGGUGUAGCGAACGAACUUCGGUUUCCGACUUGAGGAAGCUUCAGAUUCCUCGUUGUGUUGUUCUAGAUUUGUGUGAGUCAGUGCAUUUGGAGUGCCAGGCUGGCUCGCUUUAAAAGCACACUUUGCGUCUCCAUUCGUUUAUCGGAAGGACAGAACUACAAAUCGACACUCAGGAAAGUAGGCAUGUCACCAGUUGUUAAAAUUAUUUAAUCAAUGAUGUUGCUUGGGCUAGAAUAAUAAUAUUGAGCCAUGGACAUGCCAUCAAUCCACGACGUACCUCUAAACUUCUUUCACUCUUCGUCUAUGGCUAACACAGGCGAGGAGGUGAGUUCCAGGAAGUAGUCGCGAUGAAGGAGACACGAUCACUGGAACAAGAGCUUUAUUAGCCCGACGUUUCCGAUUCCUCCUCGAAUCCAUCACUAGAGACAGAGUCAGAUAGGGGUGACUAAUUGCCCAGGUGUUGCAGUAUUUAUAGAAUGUAGUUGCUAAGCCGCUACAUGCCUAUCGCAGUCGGCAGUUCCCGAGUGAAUCACAGCUCGACAGGUUAGGUGUUUAAGUAUGCAGUUGCCGUACAGUUGAUAUGUGCUUGAGAGCCUGUCAGGAUUAUCGAUUUCCACGCUCAGCGUACGCAGUUGAGGUGCCGACGGCCAGAUUUCGCCAUCUGCGUGGAAUCUUGGGCAAUGUGGCUCGCCGAUAUUGACACCAGGAACAGCAAUCAUCCGUACGCUGUCCUCGCGGCUAAUUACGUUGCCUAGACAAAGUCUCAGAGCCGAAUAUGGAGCGGGGAUGUCAUUGCGCUUGUUGGUUGACUGCGGACCGGAAAACCAUGACUCGAGCAGUUCGCGGCUCAAGCAGUUGUCACCUCUAGCAAUAAUUUAUACUUCAUCAAACUUAAAUGCAUGGUUGGCUCCUAUCGAGUGAACUGCGACUUGGGGGCUGGCCUCUUUCCUCCGCACUGUUGCUGCGUGCUCGUCCAUCCGGCGUCCGCAGCAGUCUUCCGGUUUCUCCACAGACCUACAUUCUGAGCUCGGUACGUGGAUGAUAUCGUCGUCAUCAUCGAACGGGAUCGGGUGCUAGAAUUCAAAGAACAUCUCACUACCAUCUUCUCGGACAUCCAACUUAGGAUGGAGGAAGGGGGAAACAACCACUUGGCCUUUCUUGAUGUCCUCGUCUGCCGCAAAGAUUGUGGUAUUUAGUAAGAAGGCAAACACGACGCAAGCACUGAGCUACAACAGCAACCAUCCAAUUAGUCGCAAACGCAGUUGCGUAAAGAUACUAUACCCGCGUGUGGAGACACAUUGCAGUGAACUAGAAGAUAAGGUAUUCAAAGCCAUCAUGCCAACAGCCUCGCUUGGGCCUGAGACCGAUCAACGCAGCUUCUUUUCCUGUUAAUUAGAGGCGGACACUUUUUAGACAGAACCGAGGUACAUAUAGCACACCAGCAAGAUACCGCUUGUGGCAACUGCUUACAGAACCUCCCGAAAAAAACAUUCUCUAGAUAAAAAAGCGGAUUCAACCCAGUCUGACUUCCAUGACUUCUGAUUAGGGAAUCUGAGUAUUAUUCACGGUAGGGAAAUUUCGUGUCAGAUUAUCAAUAAUGACAACGCUCCUUCGAUCUCGUAGCGCCAACUAUGGUAUAAAAACAAGUAAGACAUGUAGAUUGGUGGCAUUAGCCGAUCAAUGAUCGCUGACGCAGGUCUAUAUGUGACUGCACAGGGCCCAGUUUGCCGGCGCCAGAUCGAUAUAUUGAUGACCAAUCACCUGCCGGCACAGAAAGACCUGUUCAGGCACCCUCAGACCUGUGUAACUGACCCCCUGGCUAGCUAAUAUGCACUAGAACUGUCGCUUGUUUGGUUGAUACUCUUAUUUCUGAGGAUGGAUUACUGCAAGAGUUUAAGAGUUCGGUAAAAGAACAAAUGGGUCCGUUGAUCGGUCAGCCUUUUCGUCAUUAUACAUACACCCGGAAUUCGAACGUACGCUUACAUUCGUAAGAAAUAAAGGCAAGAUGUGGCUAUAUAACCCCACCUGAUGGACACAAUACUGAUCGGGUUGGGGUUAGGGUUAGAGCUGAGAGUUAGGGCAACUAUUUCUUAGCCACCCAAAGUACAACUGCACAGUCCCAAUAGCUUUUCUUUUGCAUACAACUACCUGACCUCGUCGCCUGUGUGUUCCCCUGUCCCAACUUUAAUAAGUCCUAUUGCUACUAGUCCCGUAUUAAAGGUAAUUGGGGUUUGCUUGCUUCCAUUUGGGCUACAUAAAAACAUCCGACGAAAAUAAGUCAUUAAUGGUAACUCCGGUUUUUAGGAGAAUGCUGACCAACUGGAACUUAAGGACCACUGAAAUGAAAUAAAGAGAGAGGCUUUGCCAGUUCGGUCAUAAGCUUUCCUAACCGCACAUUUGGAACACAUAUUCGGAUUCUUUGAUUCCUACUUAACAAUGUAGACUGAGGUGUUUAAGGUUAUUGAGCAGACACGGUGUCUGGCUUCUGUUUAUUGUCAUUUCUGCUUAUUCGACAAAGAUGGAGCGAUAUAAGUAGGACAGAACCCCGUCUUCGGGAAUUACGUGGCGGUAACUUCGUUUUUUAUCCUUAAUUGAGACAAAAUGUUGAAGAUUAUUAGUUGCUUUCUUUUAGCGGACACACAAGUUCUUUGGUGUCAUUUAGCAAGCUGUGCUCUUAUGAAUCCCGUGCUUUGCGUCUCUGCUCCCUGCACGCGCAUCCCUACCCUGUGAACUCACAGAAUGCAUGACCGAUCUCAUGAAAUGUUGUCCAAAAUUCUGGAAUGUGUUUUCAAAUAGGAAGGAUUACCUAAAUUGCGUUGUAUUACUGAUUAUCAUGCAGCACAGUUCUAUAGCAUUUCGGUCUCGCCGGGAUGUCGGCUUUUGAAUUCACUUCAUUUUGACCUUCUAUAGAAAUCACAUUCGGUAAAAAAUGACUACUUAAAUAGCAUGCAUUUUUCCUACCGAUUUUCGGUAGUCUUAUAAAUUUAAAUACAUUUUAUAGAAACCAUGCACAAAAUAUGCUAUAUUUUGCUCGUUUGGUAAAAGCAUCACAUUAUCUUCGUAUUUUAUGUCUGAAAAGUGUGUAUUCAGGUUUUGAGGAAGGUUCCCAAUUCCCGAAUAAUUUUAUGCCUGCUCUACCAUUGCAUUAGCUUUUAACGAUAUCAGUCUACAAGGUGCAUGGUUUCCGCAUAUAAAAAAUCAUAUAUUCCUCUAUGCUUUUAAGAAGAUUCCAGGCAGAGUUCAAAAAAAUUUGCAAUGGAUCCGGACUGCGUUGUACAUUUCAUGAAUAGCACUAGUAAACGGGCAUGUGCGACCCUUUAUGCAUGCACAUUGCACGAUCUUAAGAACCUCACAACUAAAAUUUUUUGAAAACUUAAUACACUUAACGAAUAUAAAAUAUGAAGACAAUGUGAUUUUCUACCAAGAGAACAUUAUGAAGCAUAUUUUUGUGCAUGUUUUCUAAAAAAUAUACUUGAAUUUAUAUGGCUAUCGAAAAUCAGUAGGGAAGAUGCAUGCUAAUUAUGUAGUCAUUUUUUACCGAGUGCGCUUCCCGCAGGAGGUCAAAAAGGAGUGCAUCCGGAAGCCGACAUCAUGGUUAGUCCAAAAUGCUAUAAGAUUAUGCUGAAGGCUAAUCAAUAUUACAACCCCACCCAAGUAAUCCUUCCUAAUCGAAUAAACAUUUCAGAAUUUCGGCUAACAUUUCAUGAGAUCGGUCGCGCACAGUAGCCGACGGUUGUUUUCUGAAACACCUGCCUCCUUAUUUCUUCCUUAUUCUACGCAAUAAAUUACUAUGGCCCGUUUCUUUGAAUUGCCUUCGUUGGACACUCGUCAUCCAUUAAUUUUUGCCAGGCGUCUUUGAAUGUGCUCCAAUAGUCCGUCAUGUCUGCCCUCAACAGAUCCUUCCCAAAACGUGCUUUGACAGUCACCUGCGUCUGCUAGAAAACCGGAAGUUUCUCAGUUCACGCAUUCCUUUGCCGCUGGCCCUUCCGCUUUCUUGCUCGACAGACAGCAGGAAUUAGAGUUAGUAGAAUUUCAGAAACCCCUGCCCGAAUUCUGCAGCUGUGACUAUCGCAGAAGCUUAAGCCAUGACAAGACCCUGUCCACCACGACUUUCAGGACUGGUACUGACCGGGCAGAACAGAAGUUGGGAGGAUAGUGUAUUCUGUACAGAAGAACCAGAGCAGAGAUUGACGUGAGUUGGCAGCCGGACUAGGGUACGUCCAGUGUCGAAAGAGCGGCGUCCCGAGUGGCUCAGUAUGCCGUUGUCGCAAGCUGUCUCCUUCCAGGCGUGUAUAUGUGUUUACGCCUCAUGGUUUAAAUUGCGUUUGCCCGUAGCAAAUCAGUGAAGAAGCUGUGUCGAUUGGUUUCAAGCCCAUGCGAGGCCAAUGUCAAAUUUCGCAUAGUCAUAGCGACGAAACGACCGGGAAUGCAAGGCGGAGAGAAGGACAGUGUCAACAAAGCUAAGGGAGACUUGGGUAAUCAUGUCUGGCUCAUUAACCGUCGUCAGCCAUCCAUGCAAAACAUUUUCAAGGAAGUUGAUUGCACUCGCUGGACGUUUUCGUUUUUAAAAACGUUUCUUUUAGGAUAUCAGGGAUAAUCCCUGAAAUUUGGUCUUUUAUUGGUUAGUCUAUUUCCCCCCCUCCCCCCUCCUCCCCCCUCUUCUUUUUCUUCUUCUUCUUCUUCAUCCGCAUGACCUGCGUCUGAGCAGCUGACCCCCCUCCCCAUUUGACUUCCUUGCUGUUCUCUAUAUCGAUUAUCAAGGUUUACACCACUUUGGUAAAGUCCUCCUGCAACGGUCAUUUUGGCUACCGAAUAAGGUGUGCUUACCGUUUUAAUCCUCUCGGUUGUGCUCUUUUGAACUUCACUUUGCAGCAUCUUUGCCUGAUUAACGAAAUCCCUGCAGGUAGAUCACAUCAGCUUUCGAAUUCAGAAGCCAGUAUAGAUAUGCUGAUGAGGUUUUCAAGACUUAUUCUCGCAGCAUCGUCUGAUGUGGAGGGUGACUGUCGGGCUCCUGGGCGUGGAUUAGAUAAUUAAUCACAGUUCCUCUGAGUCUGCAGAUAAAGUGCAGACUUAAGACUAAGCUCUCCGCGGUCUUGCUCAACUGUUUCCUAUGAUGCCGUACACUACCCCUGUGCGGGCUCAUUUAAGUGUGGACUGGACGCGUAUCACGCUUUCCAAUCACCAUCCAGACACACAAUCACACGGCCAGCUACCUAACAUACAUGUGUUUAUGCUACUUGAAAGGGGUGAGUAGGCAUUCAUGUUUACACGUUUUACUGGCAGACAGUUGUCUGCCUUUCGCGUGCGAUUGUGCUAGCAAUCUCUCUCUCUCUCUCGCUCUCUCUCUCUCUCUCUCUCUCUCUCUCUCUCAACUUUCCAUUUAUCGAUGCUUUUCAUCGAACAAUUUCUAGCCAAUAGGGAAUUUAAAGGCAUUCGCCCAUCUUUACCUUAGUAAAAGUGGACUGAACUGAAAUUGCUAAGGCGAAGUGCCCAUUUGUGUGGGGGAUCGAAGUGCACGGCAUUCUUAACACUACGUUGUCCUUCCUGACCGCCCAAAUGAACUGCGAUUGAAACCGUGAAACGCUUUAGGAUGAGGGCAAAUAGGGUUAAGGGAACUUCUUUCAAAUUCAAGAGUUCUGCUUGCGGACCAUUUAAGUAACGAUUCAACCCACACUGGUGGCUUUCGAACAACUACGGUUGAUUUUUCAGAUCGGGGUAACUGGAAUAUCCGCUAAGCUUCUUUGCGAAAAGCGUUAACAGGGUAUCCAAACCGUGGAGUGAAUCUGCUUAGCCGAUGAUGAACAAGAGGCCAGAGACUGUCAUUCUAGUCCCUUCCUCGUCAACAUCCUUUCCACCCUGCCUGCGAGGGCUCCAGACUAAGGCCCAAGACGCAAGGGGCAGGCACGUUCCGUAACCUGAUAUGUGAGACCAUUUAUCAGGCUCCAUCCUCUUAAACCAGCUUAUUGAGGCCGGAAGAAAAGAAACGUGUGAUGAAUUAACCAGCAUCAGAAUCCAGUGUUGAAGCCAAAAAUAAAACACGAUAGGCAGAACAAUGUGAUUCUCUCUAGCCCUGACGCCAGAAUUGGAGGAAAUUACAUUAAAAAUGCAAUGACAAAGAAUAGAGAAUUCAGAAUUUCUGAUCUAGUCUUGCUACCGGACCAGGUAGUUGAGGAAGAAGAGAGUCUAAAAGAUGCAGCCCAAGUCUGCUUCCCCUAUACUGCUCUACAUCCGCCACACUCAAGACACACGGUGAACAUGGUCGUUGGCGACGGCCGUAAAGAUCGCACCGGUUUGUCGACCUUUAACAUCCAGUCAUUAAUCUCUGCAAGGGUCACGACGGCAGUCGGUACUUGAGAAUUCUGUACUUAUGUAACACAGUUUUUUACCAGUAUUACUAGGUCUAGUCAUAAAAAUGAUCGCGAGUUUCCAAUUUCUCCAUAAACCGUCAGUAAAUAAGGCCUCUUUUCCCUUGUUUAUAGCAAUGUUCUGGUAUUACUACUGCAAAUUUGCUUGGCCCAGUGGCGCAAAGUUGAAUGGUUCUCGGGCGCUGCUGUAUACGCACCCAGUCUGCCCCAAUGCCUGCACACAUCUGACCAAUCCAUGUAACCGGAUGGACAACGUCAUUCGUCUCAGUCCGUCAACUCUUAUGGAUCCAGAUCUGGCUGAGCGAUAUAUCCACUCAGAAGGCCUCAAAAUUUGCCAGCCGACUGAAACUGGUGUCUAUAGCCACAAUUAUCGCUGCGUCUGCCAAAAUGUGAGUUUACUGUAGGUUUUUGGUGCACUUUCGAAAAUCACGGGAAAAUUUCUGCUGAGAAGUGUGUACAGCGGGCAGGCUAACUGAUGAAAUGUGCCCAAAAUUGCGACACAUUGUUAAUCAUUCAGAAACCUGCAGAACUAUAUCGAUCAAAACUCCCAUUUAAUUGGGAACAAAGGAAGAAAUGGGAAGGAAAUUUCCAGGUGGCUGAGACGUAGACAGUUGGAUUGUCGAUCCCGACGAUGUCCGCACAAAACAGAAUGGGCACAGGGACGAUUUCUUGCCCGUAAAUUAGUUAAUAGUAGAGUUGCACUGCAUUUACUGCACUCUCCCAUCCUCUCUCAUCUGGACUGGGUGCCAUGGCGGACUCAAGAAGACAAGAGGCGGGAGGGGGCUCAGGUAGCUGUCUCGUCUUGAAUUUGCUCCUAGGCGUACUACCAUACCCCCUGGUCUGUACGCAAAAGACCAGAAUUUCACCAAAUAAGAAAAGAAGUCACCCCAGAGCCUAGGUGCGGCGAGUAAAUAAGCGUGGACAAUGUGGACGGAAAGAAGUCACCCCAGUGUGUUGAUGAGGCGUGGAUGUGUCCGAGGAGGUCGAGGAGGACGACCGCUACUUUGACUGUAAAAUACCGUUUUGCGCAGCAGCUACAGCACUCUCUACUUUCUCACAAACCUUCAUCAGAUGGCAAAGCAAUGUCAGGACCGCUAGAGGUGGACGUGAACGCAGUGACUGGCAGUCCGAACUGCCGCCUACGCGUCUCACACACGAUUUUCUAUCCACCACGUGAGCCAGAAUUCCACAAGGAUGGCUCGUACCUCACUUGCGGAGGGAGUGCCAUAGAGGCCGCAUUUAGGAGGAGCUGUUGAGCCUGACCGUUGGUCUUGGGAAGAGGCAAGUUGCCCCGUCAUUUGGCAGUCUUCCAGGUCACGACUCAUAGCGCGUCGUGAUAGACUUAAACACGUCAAACGCAUUAUAGUGAGAAAUGCAUUCAAGUGCCAUGUGGAUGGCAUUGUCCAGCGCCAGCCUCUCUCCAAUUCUCUCAUGCACUAGUCGAUUGUCUGAACCGAUCAAUCAAUGGGUGAUGGGAUUGGACGCAGAGGUUGAUGCGGCGUGCCAGCUUAGCCCGAUAAGCGCGUGUCAGCCAUUAGCAUCAGGCAAAAAGCCAAUUUACAGGUGCCACAAGCGCUCCUUGGUAGAACUCGAAAGUGUAAAUCACUUUGUACUCGAAGAAUAACACGUUCCGAUGUACGAACGAAGUGCAAGACAGGUAUUAGCAUAGGGAAUUGCCGGAAUAGUUUGCAGCGUCCGCUUAAGCUAAUGAGCAGUUUGCUUGAUGACAUUACGUGGACACAUUUUCGGCACAAGAAAAGGACAAUUACUCGAAGGGGCUGAACGAGUGAGUAAAAUGCGCGACGUUUUAAGCUGUCUGAAAGUUCUAAUCUCAGUUACCGUCAUCGAAUUUCAUGAGUCAGCUCAUUCGUUGUAUGUCCCGUCUGCCAUGAGUCGUGACUAGACAACGCAGGAUCCCAAGCGAGCUCUCACAAUCAGCAUUAUGAUCUUGUAUCCAGGAGAGUCCUGUGGUCCCUCUUCAUCUACGUCUUGGUCCGCGUGUACUUCCCGUGGUGUAUAAAGGUAAAAGGGCAAACAGGCAUUUGAUUUAAGACAGCGUCAGGCUAACCAGUCCUCAUAAACUAAUAUAAGAUCAUGUUAGAUAAAGAGGAAUGCAGUCUGUUAAUAAGUUUCACUAGUCGACUUCAACACGUGAGACCUAAGUGCUCAUGAAAAAGUCUGUUAUUUUCAACCGCUGACAGUAUUUAGAUGGCCCAUGGCCAGCUUUGAAAUCCUGCCCUGCUGACUGUGACUUCGCUGAUGGUGUGAAAUUCCAUGACACAGCCGGUACCAUCAGACCUUCCGCUAGAUAAUGCCUACUGCUGGGUGGGCUUGGAAAGUUGGACGUUUGCAAUUUCUCAUAACUCAGCUGGCGGCGUUCCUUGGGAUGAAAAUAAAGAACCCGACGCUGCAAAAUUGGGUCUUUAAAUAACUCUCAAUUUUUAAGUCAUCUUUUCUCUAAAAUUUACUAAUCUGAUAAAGUGAUCAAAUAGGGUGACCACGAAAUUUGACGUGAAGUCUCAGUUGAUCGAGGUAGCUUGCAGAUAUGCACAUAAAGUGUGCUAACUCAUGAAAUCUCAACAGAAAUUCCGAAAUCUGUUUCCGUUUCGAAAAGAUUAAUUAAGUAGGGCUGUAAAACCAAUCCUCAUGCAGCGUAAUUCCAUAGUUAUUCAGUUACCUCAGAAUGUCGGUUUUCGAACGAAUUUCUUUCCGGCUGCAUCUAAAAACCAUACUCUACAAGAACUGACUACUUAAUAAGCAUGACUUUUUUUACUGAUUUUCGAUGCCCUUAAAGAUUUAAUUCUAUUUCAUAGAAAAAAUGCAUACAUAUAUUCGUUCCUUUGCUCAUUUAGGAGAAUAUUACGUCUUCUUUCAAUUUUACACUCAAAGAAAGGUUAAAAUUUGGUUUUAUAAAAUGUUCCAAUCCCCGAAUAAUUUUGAACUCGACCUGCCGUUACACUUGCAUUCAGGGUUCCCGAACUACAACCUGUAUAAUUUACGCAUACGGAUAAACAUAGAUUCCUCUACCGUGUUAAGAGGAGACAUAUGGGGUUCAUAAAAUUAAGCAGUGGAUUUGAGCCACAUUGUUAAUUUUACAAGCCACAUUAGUAAAUGUAGAGACAUGACGUUUUAUGAAGCGUCAUUUCCCAGUACUAAAAAAUCUCACAAUUAAAAACUUCUUAAAAGCCGAAUGAUACCCUUCCUUUGAGGGUAAAAUUGAAAGAAGAAACAAUUUUCUACCGAAUGAACAGAAGAAUGAAUAUUUGUAUGCAUGUUUUUCAUGAAAUACAACUGAAUCUUUAAGGGCAUCAAAAAUCAGUGAAAAAAUGCAUGCUUAGAAAGUAGUCACUUAUCACGGAGUAUGGUUUUUGGAUGGUGCCGGACAGAAGUUUGUUCGAAAGCUGGCGUCCUUUGGUAACUGAAUUAUUAUAGAAUUGUACUGUACGAUGAUUAGUUUUACAAACCUACUUAAUUUAUCUUUUCGAAACGAAAACGCAUUUCGGCUUUUUUGUUGAGAUUUCGUGAGUAAGACUACCUGCUGCGUAUUGCCGACUCUUCUCGUUUCCCCAGUCUGCCCUUGUCACGAGUAAGCAGCGAAUUCGUGUACUUACGGAUGAGAUAAUUGUCGUGUAUUAUGCUUUGCUCGUUUCAGGGUUACGAGUGGUCCUCGGUGGCGAUGAGUUGCCUGCUCAUCGAUGGCUGCAAAGAUCCGGAAAGUGGUCAGCCCAGAUGUUCACGAAAGGGUACGCGACGCUGUAUCUCCUUGUCCGCUAAUCUUGCCAGGGAGGAUCUCGAUCUGCCGACGGCCGGCCUAAGUCUUCCCUACGCCUGCGUCUGCUAUCCGGGCUACAUGGGCUAUCGCUGCGAGAACCCCCGAGAUGCCUGUGUGGAGGCACGUAAGACUUGA
Messenger RNA from Spirometra erinaceieuropaei, 12675 nucleotides. Lineage: Eukaryota; Metazoa; Platyhelminthes; Cestoda; Diphyllobothriidea; Diphyllobothriidae. The record is from the annotation of a GenBank genome assembly.